AUGUCUGAAACCCCCUCUCCUUUCAUUGAAUUGCCCGCCGGCAGUCGCGAGCUCUACGUCAACCUGGCGAAUGAAGAGCUUAAAUCCGUCAAAACGUGGACUAUGCAAUUCAAAUUGAACCUUCCUACUUCCUCCGCCGAUAUCCGUUACUUUGAGAACGUCCCUAAGCUUCGAGGGGAGCCUAAUUGGGCAAACUGGCGGAUUAAGUUCCUGGAUGCUUUGAAUGCGUAA
Messenger RNA from Penicillium brevicompactum, 231 nucleotides. RefSeq lists its product as uncharacterized. The record is from RefSeq and is a predicted model, not a curated record. NCBI's taxonomy places the organism in Eukaryota, Fungi, Ascomycota, Eurotiomycetes, Eurotiales, Aspergillaceae. The transcript has a single exon. The coding region runs from base 1 to 231 and encodes 76 amino acids.